GCAUAUAACUAGGUCCCAAACAAAGGGACAUUUUUCAAAGAGUGGGGCGGGGUAAAUCAAGUAAUUGCAGAUGAGACAGAAAACGUUACACAUAAAAAUAACCUAUGUAAAAUGUAUUUGUUUAAUUAAAUCCUCCAAAUAGCAAUCUGCGGGUAAAUGCAUGGCAUUGGGCAUCACGAUGCAGUCAUAAACCGCAGUUUUUCCAAUUAAAAAACCGAGGAAGGAAUACGGGGAUCCGGUCAGGCUGAGAGUUCGGACUGUAUGAAAGGAAAAGUGGGAUUGGAGGAGUGAGUGACGUUAUCUGCUGGAAAGAGGGAGGGAGAAAAAGAAACGGCUGGACUCCAUUAGCGAAAGCCCGAGGAGACAGUUUGGGAUACUUAACUUGGGCUACUUCUCUGGGAUUAUCUUCCAGGAUAAGAAACUGCAUGAUAUAUAAAAAAGAAGAGUAAUUCAGUAUUAAAAGUAGGAGAUAUAAACGGAUUUCGGUCUUGGAUUGUUGUAUUUGUGAAGGAUGGCGCUGGACGGUAUACGAAUGCCCGAUGGCUGCUACGCUGACGGGACCUGGGAACUGAAGAUGCACGUGACCGACCUCCAUAGGGACGUGUCGCUGCGGGUGACCGGCGAAAUUCAUAUUGGCGGGGUCAUGCUUAAACUCGUGGAAAAACUCGAUGUGAAGAAGGACUGGUCAGACCAUGCCCUGUGGUGGGAGAAGAAGAAGACGUGGCUGCUGAAGACCCACUGGACGCUGGAUAAGUACGGCAUCCAGGCAGACGCCCGGCUGCUCUUCACCCCGCAGCACAAGCUGCUCCGCCUCCAGCUGCCCAACAUGAAGCACAUGAAGGUCAAGGUCAACUUCUCGGAUCGCGUCUUUAAGGCUGUGUCAGACAUCUGCAAGACCUUCAAUAUCCGCCACCCCGAGGAGCUCUCUCUACUCCGCAAACCCCGGGAUCCCAAGAAGAAGAAGAAAAAGCUGGAGGAGACAGAGGAGGAGGAUGUCCUGGAGCUGGAGGGGCCGCUGCUCACCCCUGGAUCAGCCUCUGAGGUUAUUUACAUCGGACCGGUCAAAGGGAGCAUCUACUCCAGUCCUGGGCUGUACAGCAAGACGAUGACCCCAACCUACGAUUCUCGGGAUGGGAGUCCCCUGUCCCCCACUUCAGCCUGGUUUGGAGACAGCCCCCUGUCUGAGGGCAAUCCCAGCAUCCUUGCUGUCAGCCAGCCAAUAUCCUCCCCUGACAUUCUGGUCAAACUCUACAAGCCCCAGAGCCUCCUGGAUAAGGCCAAGAUCAACCAGGGGUGGCUGGACUCCUCCAGAUCCCUGAUGGAGCAGGACGUGAAGGAGAACGAGGUGCUGCUGCUGCGGUUCAAGUAUCACAGCUUCUUUGACCUCAACCCCAAGUACGAUGCCAUCCGCGUGAACCAGCUGUACGAGCAGGCCAAGUGGGCCAUCCUGCUGGAGGAGAUCGAGUGCACCGAGGAGGAGAUGAUGAUGUUCGCCGCCCUGCAGUACCACAUCAACAAGCUGUCCAUCAUGUCAUCGGACAACCACAUGAACAACAGCGAGAAGGAGGUGGAUGAGGUGGACGCCGCCCUGUCCGACCUGGAGAUCACGCUGGAGGGCGGGAAGACCUCCAACACACUGGGUGAUAUUACAUCCAUUCCUGAGCUGGCUGACUAUGUGAAAGUAUUCAAACCAAAGAAACUGACACUAAAGGGCUAUAAGCAGUACUGGUGCACAUUCAAGGACAUCACAAUUUCCUGCUACAAGAGCAAGGAGGAAGCCCACGGGACACCAGCCCACCAAAUGAAUCUGAGAGGCUGCGAGGUGACACCAGAUGUCAACAUCUCGGGUCAGAAAUUCAACAUCAAGUUGCUAAUCCCUGUGGCUGAUGGCAUGAAUGAGAUCUGGCUGCGGUGUGACACUGAGAAGCAGUAUGCCCACUGGAUGGCCGCGUGCCGUCUGGCGUCUAAAGGGAAAACCAUGGCUGACAGCUCCUACAACCUGGAGGUGCAGAACAUCCUGUCCUUCCUCAAGAUGCAGCACAUGAACCCUGACCCGCCAUUCAUCGCCGAGCCGAUCAACACUGACAUCAACCCCGAGUGCCUGGUGUCCCCGCGGUACCUCAAGAAGUACAAGAACAAGCAGCCAGGCUAUAUAAGGGACCUGAUCACGGCCCGGAUCCUGGAGGCCCACCAGAACGUGGCCCAGAUGAGCCUGAUCGAGGCCAAGAUGCGCUUCAUCCAGGCGUGGCAGUCGCUGCCGGAGUUUGGGAUCACACACUUCCUGGCCAAGUUCCAGGGGGGAAAGAGGGAGGAGCUGAUCGGGAUCACCUACAACAGGCUGAUCCGCAUGGACGCCAGCACCGGCGACGCCAUCAAGACCUGGAGGUUCAGCAACAUGAAGCAGUGGAACGUCAACUGGGAGAUAAAGAUGGUGACGGUGGAGUUUGCAGACGAGCCCAGCCUGGCCUUCAUCUGCGCAGAGGUGGACUGCAAGGUGGUGCACGAAUUCAUCGGCGGCUACAUCUUCCUGUCCACGCGCGCCAAGGACCAGAACGAGAGUCUGGACGAGGAGAUGUUCUACAAGCUGACCAGCGGCUGGAUCUGAUCCGCUCCGGGCGGGGGCUGGGACAGGGGCGGGGUCGGGUGCGGGCAGUGGAAGUUGUUUUUGGUUUGUUUUAUUAUUUUUUUUUCUAACCAUGUCAGGCGUCCAGCAGGGCCAUGCUGUUAUUCGUUCGACCUGAAGCCUUAUGCGUUUAUGCUGACAAAUGCUUUGUGACACUAAUAAUUUGCUGAUGCAGUCCAGGCAGGUUGGAGAACUUGGGGGGAGAACCCACAUGUUUCCACUGCUUGGCUUCCAACAGUAGCAGGUCCUGGUUUCCCGAUGUGAUGUGCUUCUCAAACAGGAAUCCCUGUGCCUGUGAGCAGUGAAACUAGGAGCAUUCUUUCACUCUCCCACGACUAUAACAGUCUGGCAUGCACCUCUUGCAUGUACAACUCCCACAAUUCCCUAGCUUCACAAGGAGUCCUCUCCACCCUGAAGACUCCUCUCUGUCAAGUACUUCUUGUACUCCUAGAGCCUCACACUAAUUAUUUUCCAGCUUUUGUAACCCCUUGAUCUUUGUGGUUCUAUCGCGUACUGAGAAAACAAAUGAGCUUUAUUUAUUUAACUUUUUUGUGUUGUUGUAAUACAUUUUUGGCCCCGUAAGGUUGCGCUAAUGUAACUGUGCUGUUGGUCUGUUUAUAUAUUUUCUGUGGUGUGCAGCUACCCAGCGAUGUACAAAGCGUAGUUUGAAGUCAUUUCCUUCGAUACUUGUGGUUGAAUCGGCAUAAACAUAGUGGCCUCCUUCCAUGUAAUGCUAUGUUAAAAUUUGUCUCGAGUCUGCAUAAUUAUAGUUUUAAUACAGCACAGAAAUCAACCACAAUUAGUCCAAAUGGAAUCAUAUUCAGUUCUGUGGAGCAGGAGCAAGGCUUUCGGGCUGGUCUGUGAUGAAGGAUUUUUUUUCACCCCACCUAUAUGAAGUAAUAUCUAAGCACUUCUAUGAUGCAAUGAAGUCCCUACAUAUAUAAGCUGUUUAUGAAGACAUUUUCUGAGAGUACCUCCUAUAGUAUUGCCCUCUUUUUUUGUAUUUAGCCUAACUUGGAUACAACUACAACACUAAAAGCAUUAACUAUUAGCUGCUGAAAGUGUUGUGUUGACCCGGCGGGACCUGCAUUUUCCAUAGUCGACAGCCCAAGUAGGUCGUCGCAGUAGCAUAUCUAAGGAUGCAGGGCCGGAGUACCGCAACACUUCCGACGAUGAAGAUAUAAUGUUCCAUUAGUGUAAUUUUUUUUUCAUGCCGACUUAAAGUGCUUUUCCCAGCUUUUGAGCUUUCUGAGGUCAGGGUUGUCAGUGACGUGACUACAGUGUCCCAGCCUUGUCCCUGACCUAGUCUCGGGUCACCGGGGGUUUCUCCUGGCAGUGGUGAGAGACGUCAGUUGCCCGUCUCCCCCCACAUUCUGAUAUCUACCAGGGGCCCACUGUGUGCGGGAGUGGCCAUAACCAUGCCAAGAGCUGGACACUGGUGCUUAGUACAGUGUUUUGGAUCAUGAAGGUUUUCUGUCUCUAAGGGUAUCCACUUGUUUGGCCUACUUGCUUUUCAUAUUGCCAUUCUUAAUCUUACACCAUAUAGUAUUAUUCAAUGCCAUAAUAUUAUUACGCACCAGCAAUAGGUCACCAGUUUUAAGAAUAAAUAUGCAAAGUCCAUUUUCCUCUGUGUGAAGGAAUGCUAAAUGAAGUAUUAGUUUUUUGUAACUAAUGUAAAAACACAGGUUUUAUAGAAUUGUACAGUUUUUUUCUUUUGUCGCUGUUUUUCUGUUUUUGGAAAUAUAUUUUCUCCAAAAAAAAAGAAAAGAAAAAAGCCAUCUGUCAACUUUGUGAAGUAUAAAGAUUUGUGCCUGCCAAUGUUAAGGUCUUAGCAAGUUUUUAAGAUUUAAUUAUAUAUAAAUAUAUGUAAAAAAAUAACACUAGUCUCAAACUCCAGGUUAGAGGGAGUGUGAAUUUGGCCGUGCCUACACUUUUUUACCUUGUGAACUUGUGGAAGGAGUUUUCAGUGUAAUAUUUUACAGUUUUUUCUUUUCUCCUUACUCUGGUAACCUCUUCUUGUAAUUUCUCUGCUUCACUGUACUGUAUGCAUGUCCCUUAGCUACAGGCUGUAUCUAAAAUCCACUUGCACAUCAUGAUUGAAGUACCCUGUGGUAGAAAAAAGCUCCAUCUUUCCUUACGUUUUUUUUUUUUGUUGUUUUCUUGCUAUCACCUUAUCCAAGUUAUUUCCUUUUUUUAGAAAUAAAGAAUAAUUUGCAAAUAACACUGUGCUAGUUUGAAGAAUUGUGGGAUUAUGAAGGAGGCUCUUUUUAAAUCCUGGAGUUUGAGACAAAUUGCCGUAAAUAAACUGAAGAAAAAACAAGCUUAGCCUCUU
Messenger RNA from Megalops cyprinoides (Indo-Pacific tarpon), 4955 nucleotides. It is a transcript of the gene fermt2, whose product is annotated as fermitin family member 2. The coding region runs from base 512 to 2605 and encodes 697 amino acids. Gene Ontology annotation, molecular function: integrin binding. Gene Ontology annotation, biological process: integrin-mediated signaling pathway; cell-matrix adhesion. Gene Ontology annotation, cellular component: focal adhesion; extrinsic component of cytoplasmic side of plasma membrane. The record is from RefSeq and is a predicted model, not a curated record. NCBI's taxonomy places the organism in Eukaryota, Metazoa, Chordata, Actinopteri, Elopiformes, Megalopidae. The transcript is spliced from 17 exons.